Naumovozyma dairenensis CBS 421 is the source of this 969-nucleotide messenger RNA. RefSeq names its product protein ERV29 (gene ERV29). The record is from RefSeq and is a predicted model, not a curated record. Gene Ontology annotation, cellular component: membrane. The coding region runs from base 1 to 969 and encodes 322 amino acids. Lineage: Eukaryota; Fungi; Ascomycota; Saccharomycetes; Saccharomycetales; Saccharomycetaceae. The transcript has a single exon.
AUGUCAUACAGAGGAGGUCAAGGUACAGCGUUCAAUGGAGGUGCUAUGAAUGGUAAUAUGAACAUGCAUGGUCAAUUUGCCAAUACUCAAUAUCAAGCCAAUGUACAUCGUCCAAUGUCCAAUCCCAAUAAUAAUAAUACAGGAUCAUCGUUGUUGCAAAAGACUCAAAAAACAUUGGAUAAUUGGAAUGAUAUGUUAGAAGAAUUAUCUCAUCAUCCAUUUAUCAAUAGGAUUAAACCUUAUAUUCCUGCUAUUGCUAGAUUUUGUAUUGUUGUCACGUUCUAUGAAGAUUCGAUGAGAAUUCUUACUCAAUGGACUGAUCAAGUUUCUUAUUUGAAUCAAUGGAAACAUUAUCCAUAUUUUUUUGUGGUUUUGUUUUUAUUUAGUGUGUCUGUCACUAUGAGUGUUGGUUCAACAUUUUUAAUCUUAAGGAAACAUACUAAAUAUGCUACAAGUGCAUUAUGCUUUGUAGUGAUUCUGCAAGGGUUAGUUUAUGGUCUUUUCAAUUCAUCUUCAUUUAUCUUGAGAAAUUUCAGUGUCAUUGGUGGAUUAUUGAUUGCAUUUAGUGAUUCUAUUGUUCAAAAUAAGAUUACAUUUGGAAUGCUACCUGAAUUAAGUGACAAGAAGGAUCAAAUUAGAGGGUACCUAUUAUUUGCAGGUAGAAUUAUGAUGGUAUUAAUGUUUUUAGGUUUCACAUUUGGUAAAUCAUGGAUAGUCAUUGUUUUCACUAUCAUAUGUACCAUUUGUUUAGCCGUUGGAUUCAAGACAAAAUUAGCAUCUGUAGUGUUAGUUUUAAUCUUAACCUUUUACAAUGUAUUACUAAACAAUUAUUGGUUCCAAGAUGCCUUUCAAAGAGAUUUAUCCAAAUAUGAAUUUUUCCAAAAUUUGAGUAUUAUUGGUGGAUUACUUCUAGUUACCAAUACAGGUGCAGGAGAAUUGUCUGUGGACAGCAAGAAGAAGAUUUAUUAG